Molossus molossus (Pallas's mastiff bat) is the source of this 4482-nucleotide messenger RNA. It is a transcript of the gene GCC1, whose product is annotated as GRIP and coiled-coil domain containing 1. The transcript is spliced from 2 exons. The coding region runs from base 360 to 2687 and encodes 775 amino acids. Gene Ontology annotation, cellular component: Golgi apparatus. NCBI's taxonomy places the organism in Eukaryota, Metazoa, Chordata, Mammalia, Chiroptera, Molossidae. The record is from RefSeq and is a predicted model, not a curated record.
AGUUAGGAAGUCGCGAUGGGGCUGCGCUGAGCUUAAACCCUUGGCGGAGCGUGGGCUGAGGGCCGGCCGUGGCUGCUGAGGCCCGGGCGAGCGUGGAGCGGCUUCUAGGACCGUGCGGGCGAGGCCUGGAAGUGUGCGCCUCUCGUGCUGGCGUCGCCCCGCUUCUAGGCUAGGACCCGCCCCCGCCCUCGGCGCCCGGGACCUGGGGCGCUCUGCCGCGCUGCCCCGCCACCCCGCCGGUCUCUGACAGCUGGGAGGAGCGGAUGUGCGGCCUUGAGGACAACAACGUCCGCCAGCGUCUUCGCGACCCUCAACCAGGCUGCCUGACACUGACGUGGAUGAGCCGGUUCUGAAUCCUCAUGGAGAAGUUUGGGAUGAAUUUCGGGGGCGGCCCGAGCAAGAAGGACCUGCUGGAGACCAUUGAGAGCCAGAAGAAGCAGCUCAUCCAAUACCAGGCACGUCUCAAGGAUGUGGUCCGCGCCUAUAAAAGCCUUCUGAAAGAGAAAGAGGCCCUAGAGGCCAGCAUCAAGGUGCUGUCGGUAUCCCACGAGGCGGAUGUGGGCCUCGCAGGUGUCCAGCCUCCAGGCCUCACCUGUCCUGACUCUGUGGAUGACCGAUGCUCCACUCACAGCGAGGAUAGCACUGGGACCGCCACCAGCUUGGAUACCACGGCCAGUCUCACUAGCACCAAGGGUGAGUUUGGGGCAGAAGAUGACAGACUGGCCCGUGGACCACCACCUCUAAAGUCCGAAGAGGCUAGUGGGUCAGAGAGUGGUGUUAGCAGUAGCAGUGGGGAUGGACAGUCUAUGGGUGGGGAGGUGGACAAACGAUUGCACCAGCUGAAGACUCAGUUGGCUACUUUGACCAGCUCUUUGGCCACAGUCACCCAGGAGAAGUCCCGCAUGGAAGCUUCUUAUCUGGCUGACAAGAAGAAGAUGAAACAGGACUUAGAGGAUGCCAGUAAAAAGGCAGAGGAGGAGAGGGACCGUCUGGAGGGAGAAUUGAAGGAGCUGCAGGAGCAGAUAGCAGAAACCAAAGCCCGACUUAUCACGCAGCAGCAUGAUCGGGCCCAAGAGCAGAGUAACCAUGCCUUGAUGCUGCGUGAACUCCAGAAACUGCUGCAGGAGGAGAGAACCCAGCGCCAAGACUUGGAGCUUCGGUUAGAAGAGACCCGAGAAGCCCUGGCUGGGCGGGCAUAUGCUGCUGGUCAGGUGGAAGGGUUUGAACUGCAGACGAAACAGCUGACUCUUGAGGUGGAGGAGCUCAAAGGUGAGCUGCAGGCUCUUCGAGAUGAGAAGAAUCGGCCAGACCCCCGGCUGCAGGAACUUCGGGAAGAGGCUGCCAGCCUUAAGAGCCAUUUCCAGGCUCAGUUGCAGCAGGAAAUGAGGAAGACAGCUCUUGCAGAGGAUCAGCUGCGCCAGCAAUCUCAGCUGGAAGAGCAGAGGGUGGCAGCCCUGGAGAACCAAAUAUCUGAAGUGUCGGAAUUGCUGGGCACCUAUGAGAAAGCCAAGCAGAAGGACCAGCUGGCCAUCCAGAAGCUGAAAGAGCGCAUUCUGCAGCUGGACCUGGAGAACAAGACGCUGGCUCUUGCGGUCUCCAGCCGGUCCCCCUUAGACAGCCAUGCAGAAGAGUCCAGUCUGGAUGUCAAUGUCCUGAAGGACAAGAUGGAGAAGCUGAAACGGUUACUGCAGGUGGCAGCCAGGAAAAGCCAGGUGGCUUUGGAUGUAGAGAAGCUCUGUGACCUGGAAAUAAUGUCCAGCUCUGAGGCUGCUGAUGGGGAGAAGGCUACUGCGCUCUACUACCAACAGGAGCUAAAACAGCUGAAGGAAGAGUUUGAGAGGUACAAGAUGAGGGCCCAGGUUGUCCUCAAGAGCAAGAACAACAAAGAUGGUAACCUGGCCAAAGAGCUGGAGGAAACCCAGGAACAGCUUGCAGAGCUGAAGGAGAAGUAUAUCUCCCUGCGGCUGUCCUGUGACGAGCUCGAGCGCCAGCACCAGCAGGAGGCUGAGGACUGGAAGCAGGAGCUGGCCCGGUUGCAGCAUCACCACCGGCAGGAGCUGGAGCGGAGCCAGCUGGACUUCAGGGACCGCACUCUGAAACUGGAGGAGGAGCUGCACAAGCAGCGGGACCGUGCCCUGGCUGUGCUGGCUGAGAAGGACUUGGAGCUGGAGCAGCUGCGGUCUGUGACCUGGUCUUCUGUGCUGCCAGGACGCAGAAGCCCUGUGGGUGGUGGGGGUCCUGGGGACCCGACUGACAUAGUUUCCCAAGAUAAUCUGACCCAAGCACUUCAACUUGCUGCGGCCAAUGAACCCACUUUUUUCCUGUACGCUGAGCAGUUGGCCCGCAAAGAGGUAGACAUCACAUUGCUGAGGAAGCAGAAACACAGGUUGGAGGUGGAGGUGCAUCAGCUGCAGGAGCGGCUGCUGGAGGAGGGGGAGCGGCACCGAGAGGAGGUUGGCGUCCUGCAGAGCCACAUUGAGAAGAACACCAGGGACCAGAGUAGGGAGGGUGCCAAUCUGGAGUACCUCAAAAACAUCAUCUACCGCUUCUUGACCUUGCCCGACAGCCUGGGCCGCCAGCAGACGCUCACAGCCAUCCUGACUAUCUUGCAUUUCAGUCCAGAGGAGAAACAAGUGAUAAAGCAGCUCCCACACAGUGGUAGCUGGUGGCCUUCUGGCAAGAGAUGAUGUCAUUUUCCCUAACUCCUGAAAUUUCCGUGCCUCUUUUGUGGGAGGAGACAGGCUCUGGUUUCUAUGGCCUAUUCUCUUACCUUACCAUUUUUUUCUUCACUGUAUUGAACUGGGAGGAGUUUUCAAAGUAGGGUUGGAUUUUCUUCCAAAAGCCAUUAAUGCUGCUCUAUCCUUGGGCCAUAGAGAUGUUGGAAGUGUUGGGACAGCAUCUUCUGGCGGUGUGUGUGAGGGGGAAAAGGGGAGAGGUUAGUAUUGAGGUGUAAAAGUUGGGAAAGUGGUGGGAAACUAAUUAAUAAUAAGACUUUUUUGUUUUACUGUUAUGCUCCUAGCACAGAGCUAGGAGUAAAUGUGACUCCAGAGGGGGUAAUUUCUAAACAUGCACAAGGAACACCAUCAAAUUUGAGUCUAGCCCACUGCUGCCCAAUUAUCUGGGGAUAUAAAUCCAGGCUGCAGAGGGACCAGGAUGUUUGAAAUAGUGACAGGAUGUCCACUAGUCCAAAGGGCCAAGGAAGAGUGAGUUCAAACUGGAUCUGGGAAGCUUGGUCUAGUUAGGGCUGGGGAUGACUCAGUCAAUCUGGAUAAAAAACACCACUUUUGAGCACGCUAGAGAAAACCCUGAGCACCAAUUUGAUCUUAGGGAUUUCCUGAAUGACCUGCUUUUGGCCUGGAUAGGGUUAUAAUAGACAUUUCACUGUUGUUCCUGUCUUACCAGCCUGCCUGAGGUUGGCUUGAGAUUGUGAGUGAAUGACUGCUAUCUUUUCUUCACUGUUGAACUUCCAUUAAGAAAAAAAAAAAAAGCGUGGCUUCUUACAGAGAGGAGACUUAUUGGGAAGCUCUGUUCCUGCCCAGAUGCAAGGAAUUAGCCCAGAGAUUUAUAGGAAGAGGGAGAUUUGCUGUAGAGGAUUUUAGACCCUCACAGGAAAGUGGUGGAAGUUCAGCCGGGGUACUUGCUGCUCUGUGGAUAGCAUUUGGGCUAAAUCCCCAGGUCUCUACUAGCAAGGUGUGCGUGGGUUACUAUCACCAGGGUAUUUGCCCAUUCCCUGAGGCAGGUAAUAGAAUUUCAGUCCACAGUCCUGAUCUUCCCACAUGUGUUACUAUGACUUUUUCUCCUGUGGGGUUUCUUACAUUUAGUGUUGCAUAAGUAAAUUCAUUCUGCACUUAUGGAAAGGAGGCUCAUUUUUCAGGCAGUCUGGAAAGCAGGGACUCAGAACAGUCGUUGGGUUCAAACAGUAUCAGUUCCCGUUUGUCCCUUGCCCUUGUCUGCUCUUGCUGGUUAUAGAGAUCUUUGGACCCUAAAGCCCAGUGCUUUGCCACUCACCGGACUAAUCUGUAUCUUUGUUAUUUCAUCAUAGAGCUCUAUUUUGUGAGGGUUUGAGGUGCAGAAGACUGAUUAAAUAUUCUGAUUGGGAGGCUGGGGGAACUGGGCUAUCUACAAACUGCAAACUGUGUGGACGUCAUGGAACAGAAGUGUUCAAAUGUUAGUAACAUAAACCAUGGGAUCAUUAAACCUGAACAAUGACCUGUGUGCUUCCUUAAUAGUAUAUAUUUAUCUGGACAUGGAUAGAGUAAAUGUAAAUGGUAAAUGAAAAGGAUGGAAAUAUUUCAUUAUAUUAAUCCAUAAGCUUGAAUCUAAGGAUGGAUAUCGCUGCUUUAACAAUCUCAAUUACAACACUAAUUUUUUUUUAGCCUGGAAUUAUGUGUGUAUGUGUUCGUGUGUAGGCAGCUACAUUGGAAAAAGAUAUCUCCUGGGUCCCUGGCUGGUUUGGCUCAGCGGUUAGAGAAUCGGCCUGCA